Messenger RNA from Chilo suppressalis (striped riceborer), 1986 nucleotides. The record is from the annotation of a GenBank genome assembly. Lineage: Eukaryota; Metazoa; Arthropoda; Insecta; Lepidoptera; Crambidae.
UUAAGAAAAUGUACGAUGCCUUACCAUCAAGCUACUAUCGAUAACAAUUCGAGUUCAUCUUUGUCAUCAGUCAAAAAUUCAAAAUUUUAUAUAAUAGAUCAUUUCAAAUGGAAAAGCAUAAAGAAGUUUAUUUAUAUCGCACACGCCGUUUCCUUCUCUGCAUCAAACUACGAUAUAUUUUCAAGGAUAUAUGAAAACGUGCGUAUACUAGAUUUCUUGAUAUGUGAAAUCACAAUAGGAAUGACUUACAUGUGCAUGGAUUGUUUCAUAAAACAGUACACACGUAAAAUUGAUUUUAACAGUACAUUGAAUCCACUUCUCAAAGGUAUCACGUAUGGAAUAUUGCUGCAAUCCGCUCUAUGGACUUUAUUACACUCGAGUGAUUUAGCGGACUCAGUUUGUUUUCUGGCAGCGAGUUUAAAAUCGUCACCUUCGUGGUCGAAAUGUCAGAAAACUGAUUUGAAUAUGAGUUGCGUGUCAUCUAGAGACGUCCUCCUUCGAUGUAGCAACAAGGAUUUCACAAGUUUCAACAACACCUCAGCACACAUAAACUAUUUGAAAUCAUUUAUGCAUCAGGACAAAUAUAUAAUAACAACAAGGUUCUUUGUUACGGCGCUUGUUUGGAUAUUUAACUUUUUCUACUCCACUGUUCCGGACGAGACUUUAAUUAAAAUUCUAAAAUUGACUUUCUUGUGGAGAUUUUAUUCGACAAUCACCGUUUUGGUCCUAAUUAUAUUUGCAUUUUCAAACAUUAAAAGUCUAUCGGCAAUAGCGAACAUAUUCGAAGUAAAUACUCCUACAUCAUUUACAGCUUCAAUGGACCACAUAGCGUACGCCUUUAACAUCGGCCUAAUAGGAGUAUAUGAUUUUGGAACUAUGUCACCAUACACAAUGAUAGACAACGCUGUAGUAAUUUUCACCGUUAUAUUUACAAUAAGUGCGUUCGCAAGAUCUGUUAUUGUGAAAAUAUUGUAUACAGCCAUGACGACUUGUGUCAAAGUGAAUAUAUCGAUAACUCCGCACAAUUUAUUGUUCGCCGUUUUGCCGCUGAGCACGGAUUUCUUCUAUGCACAUAAGUUGUAUGUUAUAUACAUCUAUUUGAAUACUCUGUUGGGUGCGGAGGCGUCCCUUGCAACGCUGACUUUAACAAUGUCAAAACUGAUACACAGCGAGUUUCGUUCCGUGAAAAAUAUCUACAUUGUUGGCGUUCUAUGCUUCAUCGGAUUCAGUUUUUCGGUUCCGGUCACCUCACUGUUAUCUUAUCACAAAAUGCAAGGAGUUAUAUACGGCCUAAACGUUACAGUUUUAUAUCUAGGCGGCUUCAAAGUGGCCAUAGUUAUGUGGAUAUAUGGGGUACAGAGGUUCUCAACCGAUAUACGCUUUUGGCUCGGCUUCAACCCGACAAAGUUUUGGAGAAUAUGCUGGUCCUUCAUGCCCGUCGUACUUUUCACUUGUUUCGGCACAAGAGUUUACAUCCUAACACAAAUGCGUGAUCUAACGAUGGUCGCGUCGGCUGCCGCGUGGAUUUCAUUAUCUCUUCUGACAGUCCUCAUUAUCCAACUAAGAACCGCUUCCCAGUACAUAGUUAGCGGUAAUCUAGCCAAUGUCUUAUCGUGCAGUAAAAAGUACGGGCCACCGGAUCCUGUUUAUCGUAAGCGGCGGAGAAACUUCACCGAGACCCUACGAAUACGGCGGUGUGCACACAGCUGCAAAGUAAUAGAUGACAUGCUGGACUGCAACCACUUGCCGAUAACAUCCAAAUAUACGACGGGAUUGUACUCUGAAUCUUCUUCUAUGCAGAAAAUAUACGAAGCCGGCACUUCUAAACAACCGAUUGCAACCAUAGAAUCUCAACAUAGUGGGAACUAUCGUCAAUGAUAUUUGCUACAUUAUAUAUACUAUUUUGUAAGCAUUGUUAAAUAUCGUGAAUUAUAAUAUUAUUAUGUCAUUGCUUAUUUUACUUAUUUGACGUAAAAACCAAUAAAG